Molecule: messenger RNA, 2807 nt
Organism: Malania oleifera
Lineage: Eukaryota; Viridiplantae; Streptophyta; Magnoliopsida; Santalales; Ximeniaceae
Product: ATP-dependent DNA helicase Q-like 2
Exons: 20
Coding region: 262-2403 (713 amino acids)
Biological process (GO): double-strand break repair via homologous recombination
Cellular component (GO): chromosome; cytoplasm; mediator complex
Molecular function (GO): nucleic acid binding; 3'-5' DNA helicase activity; ATP binding
Source: RefSeq, a predicted model, not a curated record
ACCAUGACGAAUUCUCUCUUCGUCCAAAGGGAAAGACCGAAAGGCAAAGGGAACCAGCGCGACAAACUGAUAUUAGCUUUCACAGUAACGGGGCCUGGCAAUCCUGCCUAUUCCGCUGGCGACCUUCUCCUCCACCGCCGCUGCCGCCGUAAAUUUUCUUUUCGAGGAGAAAUCCGCACGGAGCAGCUUUCGGUCUCCAAUCCUUCGUGGAGGCUGCUUUUAUACGAUAGUGUGCAAGCAAUUCGCAACAUUUCUCACUGAAUGGAGACCGACGAGAUAUUGGCUGAGCUGCAGAACGUGGAGGUGGAGCUUCAAGAUGUUCAAGACCAGAUAAAUAUCUUGCUUGAUCGACAAGAGAAAUUGUAUGAGAGACAAUCUGAAUUGAACACUCUGUUGGAAGAGGGCAAAGCAUCGGGAAGCUCAGUGAACGAUGGAUCUUCAACUACUGCAGAGAAUUGGUCAGGCCAAUUUGAGUGGGAUGAUCGAGCUGAUGAUAUUAGGUUUAAUAUUUUUGGCAUAUCCACAUACCGUGCAAAUCAGCAGGAGAUAAUAAAUGCAGUUAUGAGUUGCAGAGAUGUCCUGGUUAUUAUGGCUGCAGGUGGUGGCAAGAGCCUCUGUUACCAGCUACCGGCCAUACUUCUUUAUGGAGUUGCUCUAGUUGUUAGUCCUCUGCUUUCUCUAAUUCAGGAUCAGGUGAUGGGGUUGACGGCUUUAGGGAUUCCUGCAUAUAAGCUGACAUCAACAACCAAUAAAGAAGAUGAAAAAUUCAUAUACAAGGCUCUUGAGAAGGGACUUGAAGAAGCAGAGCUUAAAAUACUGUAUGCAACACCAGAAAAGAUCUCAAAGAGCAAGAGAUUUAUGUCAAAGCUUGAGAAAUGCUAUCAUGCUGGUCGUCUCUCCCUAAUUGCAAUUGAUGAAGCUCAUUGCUGUAGUCAAUGGGGCCAUGACUUUCGCCCUGACUACAAGAACCUUGGUAUCUUAAAGACUCAGUUUCCUAAUGUUCCUAUUGUUGCUUUGACUGCAACUGCCACUAAGAAAGUCCAAACUGAUCUGGUGGAGAUGCUGCGUAUUCCAAAAUGCAUUAAAUUUUGCAGCACAGUGAACAGACCAAAUCUUUUCUAUAUGGUGCUAGAAAAGUCAUCUGUUGGAAAGGUUGUGGUUGAUGAAAUUGCUGAAUUUAUACAAGGUUCAUAUAGAAACAAUGAAUCUGGAAUUGUUUACUGCUUCUCGAGAAAGGAAUGUGAACAGGUUGCAAAGGAAUUGCGUGAGAGAGGAAUUUCAGCUGAUUAUUAUCAUGCAGAUAUGGAUGUUAAUGCUCGUGAGAAAGUUCAUCUGCGGUGGAGCAGUAAUAAGCUUCAGGUCAUUGUGGGUACGGUAGCGUUUGGCAUGGGAAUCAACAAACCAGAUGUCAGGUUCGUCAUUCAUCACAGCCUAAGUAAAUCAAUGGAGACAUACUACCAGGAAAGUGGUCGAGCUGGUCGAGAUGGACUCCCUUCUGAAUGCCUGCUGUACUAUAGACCUGGUGAUGUUCCUAGACAGAGUUCAAUGGUCUUCUAUGAGAAUUCUGGAUUGCAAAAUCUCUACGACAUAGCACGAUAUUGCCAGUCUAAAAGAGAAUGCCGUCGAAGAGCUUUUUUCCAGCAUUUUGCUGAGGCACUGCAAGACUGCAAUGAGAUGUGUGAUAACUGUGCAUUUUCUAACGAGGUCAAGGAGGAAGAUGUGUCUGGUCAAGCAAAAGUUAUUGUUUCUUUUCUGCAAGAAUAUCAGGAGAAUGAUCAGAGAUUGACAAUGUUGCAGUUGGUAGAUAAGUUGAAGGUUAAGUACAAGGAAUCAGGUUUCAACUUAAGGAGAGAGGAAACCGAGCAGCUUGUGAUUCAGCUUAUAUUAGAUCGUGUUUUGAAGGAAGAGUUUCAGCACACAGCUUAUGCUACAAAUGCUUAUGUAACUGUAGGAGCAUUGUGGAAGCAAGUCAUGCAAGGGAAAAAGAUUGUCAAGCUUGACAUUUCCAGUGGACAGAGGACGAAGGAUGGCAACACCAAAUUAGCCAGACACAAACGCAGCCUCACAUCUUCAUUUUUGGAGUCGAAGCUUGAUGAGCUGCGAAAAGAACUCUCUUCCAUUCAUGGGGGACUCUUGCCUCACUCUGUCUUGUCCUACCAACAGAUUAGUAUGCUAAGUGCAAAGAAGCCAAAUUCUACUGAACAGUUGGAAAAGGUAAUUGGAAAGUUGAAGACCGCAAAAUAUGGGAGUAGAAUUCUCGAAGAAAUUCAAAGGCACUGUGAGUCCGAGCAGCUUGAUAAUGACUUUUUGAACAAAGGCCAUGACAGUGCAAACAGAGUGACUAAGAGGCCGAAGACGAAGAAAGCGCUUGUUCUCAUUGAGAGUAGUGGAGAUGAGGCAUGAUGGGAUCCGAAUUUUGAACAGACGUAACAGAAUUUGGAUACUGCAUUCCCUCCAGCUGGCAGAUAACAUUGUCCAACAAAGUAUUAUUUUGGAGGAAGAAUGUCUUUUUGUGACAUUUUAUUUAAACAUCUUCUUCUCUCCCUUUGAUUAAGCACUCUUAGUGUUUCCUUCUGGAUGGCAGACUUGCACUUGUCUAGAAAAUAUGAGCGGCCUUUCAUAUCCCAAAACCGUAGCCCUGGGUGUAUAGAAUUGUUCUUCAAUGGUUACUUUCCAGCGGCCCUUUUAAACCUUCGUUUCGAGAUGUACCCGCUACCUAGAACCAUAGCAGCUGAAUUAUAUGCAGUUCAAUUCCAGUAUUUAUUCUAUAAUAUAAUAUAUGGACUUGGUAAUUUUGUAAACAAAAA